This is a messenger RNA of Populus euphratica (Euphrates poplar), 2189 nucleotides long. RefSeq names its product pectinesterase-like. Gene Ontology annotation, molecular function: pectinesterase activity; enzyme inhibitor activity. The record is from RefSeq and is a predicted model, not a curated record. Bases 444 to 1994 code for a protein of 516 amino acids. NCBI's taxonomy places the organism in Eukaryota, Viridiplantae, Streptophyta, Magnoliopsida, Malpighiales, Salicaceae. The transcript has 2 exons. Gene Ontology annotation, biological process: cell wall modification.
CCCACGUAAAUAAAAAUAAAUAAAUAAAUAAAACCCUAGGUCAAAACUUGUAAUUGUUGUCCAUUAUAUCAAACAAAACAGUUUUAUUUCUUCUUAAACAUGUACAAGAGGUGUAACUGCAGAAGUAUGAUGUCAAAUUAAGCAUGGAGGUUAUGGCAAAAGAUAAGUUACAGUAAAACAUUUAUAACAGCACUUAUUAAUUUGAUAAAAAACUGAGUUCUUGGUUGAAAUUUGUUUUUGUUUCCAACAUAUAUAGUCGCUUCUCUUGAAGGGAACAACAUAUACAUUAUAGACAAAGUAUUAAGAUCUUUGAUCUUAUUUCUUAGCUUUUGUAGCUUUCGGUUGUGUACUUCCCACCAAACUAGCCAAAAGCUGCAAGCAGAGUACUCACCAUUUCAAAAAAGAUUACAUUCACGUUUUCAAGAGUUGUUAGGCCUCCUAAAAUGGCUACAAAGUUUGGCUUAUCUGUUUUGUUCAUAAGCUUUUGCUCAUUGUUUUCACCAACAUUGUCAUCUAUCACCUAUAAUGAGAUAGAUUCAUGGUGCAGCAAAACCCCACACCCUGAACCAUGCAAAUACUCCAUGAAGCAAAACCCAAGCCACUUUAUACCUAACCAAGAAUUUGAGUCUCGUAAAGUGGCAAUCGAAUUAGCCUUGCAGAGUGCUCUCACUGCUCAAAAUCACCACCAGCGGCUAUGGCCAACAUUACGCAUUGAGAAAGAAAAGAAUGCAUGGAAACAUUGCUUAAACUUCUACAACAAGACCAUCGAUGAACUCAUCCUCGCCCUUGCCUCUAACAUAAAAUCCACCAAUUUUAACACCCAGACUUGGCUUAGCGCUGCGUCAACCUAUCUUGAAAGUUGUAAAGACACAAUCAAUGAUCUAGGGGUUUCAGGCUCUAUGUUAUCUCUCAUGAUGUCUAACAAUGUUUCGAAGCUAAUAACCAACUCUUUGGCUCUACAUAACAAAGCCUCAUCAGUUUUCCCUCAAACUUAUCAAGAUGAUUUUCCUACCUGGGUUAAAGCAGCUGAUAGAAAGCUCUUGCAGGAACCUUCACCAUCUCCAGAUCUUGUGGUGGCGCAGGAUGGAUCAGGUGAUUACAGUAUCAUAAAGGCGGCACUUGAAGCCGCAGAAAAGAGUAGUGGGAAUGGGAGGUUUGUUAUAUAUAUUAAGAGUGGGGUGUAUAAAGAGUAUCUUGAAAUUGGUAAGAAACUUGAGAAUAUUAUGCUUGUUGGUGAUGGAAUGACAAAAACCAUUAUCACUGGGAACAAGAGUCUCGGUGGAGGUGUUGACACCUUUCACACUGCAACUGUUGGGGUCGAUGGUCAGGGAUUCAUUGCUCGGGACAUCACCUUCCAAAACACAGCUGGUCCACAAAACCAUCAAGCUGUAGCCCUUCGAUCAAGUUCCGAUUACUCUGUCUUCUACCGUUGUGGUUUUGAAGGGUAUCAAGACACCUUAUAUGUCCACAGUAAAAGACAGUUCUAUAGGGAAUGCUCUAUCUAUGGUACAAUAGACUUCAUUUUUGGAGAUGCAGCUGUUGUCUUACAAAAUUGCAUGAUAUAUGUAAGAAGGCCAUUUGGUAGCCAAAACAAUGUUAUAACAGCCCAGGGCAGGUCUUGCCCUUAUACUAACACAGGGAUUGUAAUCCAUAAUUCACAAGUAUUUUCUGCAGAAGACCUUGGCUCAUCAAAAACAUACUUGGGAAGGCCAUGGAGGAAAUACUCGCGUACAGUUUUUCUCUCAACUUAUCUUGAUUCUUUGGUGGAUCCGGCAGGAUGGCUUGAGUGGGAUGGUAAUUUUGCCCUAAACACUUUGUAUUAUGGAGAGUACAAGAACACCGGACCUGGAGCUUCGACUAGUGGAAGAGUUAAGUGGCCUGGUUACAAGGUUAUAACUAGUGCAGAAGAAGCAUCAAAAUUCACAGUUGCAAACUUCAUAGGUGGCCGUUCAUGGUUGCCAGCUACUGGUGUACAAUUUGCUGCCGGACUUUGAUACUAUUGACAGUUCCCUGCACUAUAUAUUAAUUGGUUCAAUGCUAGUUCUCUCAUUUUCAAUAAGUGUUGUGGCUGGAUGCAUUGGCAUCCAUGAGGGCAGCCACAUUCAUAAGAGUGAAUUACUUCAAACCUUGUUGGUUCUUCUCCUAAUUUUCUAGCAAAACUAAAUGCAUGUAGCUCCAUGUAUGGAGUU